GAGAGCUGAAGAGCCUCCUCACUAUUUCCCUCAGACGGCCAAGCACACAAUGACAGAGAGCGUCCGGUAGAGCAACAUGCCAGAUUCUGGAUUUUUUAUAUGGAUUUUCAUCUCCUCAUGGGGAAUAUUAUUUGCCGGCAGUGUGAGGAUUCUUCCUCAUGUGAUAAAGUACCAAUCAGUGAUACCUCAGAGGCUAAAGGAUUCAUCUCACAUUAAUGAUGCUGCUUCACACCAGACAUACCCUGAUGUACUCCAGUACUCUUUGACAAUAGCAGGGCAGAACUACACGCUGCACCUGGAGAAGAACAAAAACCUUGUUGGGAAAAACUUCUCUGUGACACAUUAUUCUGAUGAGGGCACAGAAGUCACAACAACUCCAGAUCUUGGGGUUCACUGCUACUAUCAUGGACACAUCGUGGGCAUGGAGGACUCGUCCGCCAGCGUGGGAAUUUGCUCAGGAAUAAAGGGCUUUGUACGUCUGCAGGAUCAAAUGUACCUCAUCGAACCUCUCUCUGGUGCUGAGGCGGGACAACAGGAUGAGGGGCAGGGCUCUGAGGAUCACAGCGACGAGGGUCUUCACGCCGUUUACAACUACAGACACCUGAGGAGGAAGAGGAGCUCCUGUUCCCAUGGAAACACGACCACUUUCUAUGAUCACGGAGCUCGUCCGUCUGGACUGUUCAAGCUCGGCAGUCUGAAAAGCAGAGCUCAGACCAAAGACCAUUCAAAGAAGCCCAGGACCGUCGAGCUGGUUGUUGUGGUCGAUCACACCGAGUACAGGAAGUUUGGCACUAAGAAGAAAAUAGAGGCCAGGGUUCUUGAAAUAACAAACCAUGUGGACAAGCUGUAUCGACCCUUGAAUAUCCGCGUGAUGUUGGUCGGUCUGGACAUCUGGUCGUACAGAGAUCAGCUGGACGUCAGCACAAACCCGGAGAUCACCCUCAGACGCUUCCUCGAGUGGCGCCAGCAGAACCUCCUCCCUAGGACUCAACACGACAACGCACAGUUCAUCACAGGUGUGGACUUUGAUGGUUCUACUGUCGGCUUAGCAAACACAAACGCCAUGUGCACGUCUAACUCUGGAGCUGUCAAUGAGGACCAUAACUCUAACGCAAUAGGAGUGGCCUCUACUAUUGCACACGAGAUGGGUCACAACCUGGGCUUGUCCCAUGACACUGAAAACUGCGUCUGCGGCUCCUUAACAUCCAAAAGAGGCUGCAUCAUGUCCGAAAGUGUCGGCGUUGUGUAUCCAGAACAGUUCAGCAGCUGCAGUCAGCAGCAGCUCAGCAGGUUCUUGGACGAGGUCGACCCCUUCUGUCUGCUGGAUUCUCCCUCUACUGAUCGCAUCUACGGAGGGCCGGUGUGCGGGAACGCCUUCCUGGAGCCCGGAGAGGAGUGCGACUGUGGCACUGCAGAGGAAUGUAAGAAUCCCUGCUGUAACGCCACCACCUGCAAACUGAAAGCAGGAGCCGCGUGUGCAGAGGGAGAGUGCUGCCACAAGUGCCAACUGAAACAAACUGGCAGCGUCUGCAGACCAAAGGCAGGAGACUGUGACCUCACAGAAUACUGCACUGGCUUCUCCGCCUCCUGCCCAGCUGACUCCUACACCCAGAAUGGAGGGCCAUGCAAUCGGGGGAAAGGAUACUGCUACAAUGGACAGUGUCCAUCCAGACAGGAACACUGCAAGAGACUUUGGGGCCCAGAUGCUGAAGUGGCGGCAGAUGCUUGUUUUUACAAGAAUGCAAACUGCAGGAAGACGCUGUUCAGCCAGAGAUGUUCAAGCCAGGAUCAAUCCUGUGGGACGCUUUUUUGUACCGGAGGUUAUGAGUUUCCUGUGACAUCCAGGAAGUCCUUUUCACAUUUAGCAAAUGGAGCCAUCUGCAAUGAGGUCACUAUGAAACCUGAAGAUAACUACCCGCCAGAUCUGCCCAAGGUGCCCACUGGCACCAAGUGUGGCAACAACAUGGUGUGCUACGACCAACGGUGUCAAGACAUCAGAAACAUCAAAGUGUACGGCACAGAUGACUGUUCAGCCAAAUGCAACAACAACGGGGUUUGUAACCAUGAGAGGAAGUGUCACUGCAAUCCCGGCUGGGCCCCGCCUUACUGUGACGUGCCGCAGUCAGAGCUGCUUGAAGAUGCAGGUCCGGUGGCGUUAGCUGUGUCUCUUGCGAUUGGCUGUCUCCUGCUCUUGGUUGGGGUUAUCGGGGGUCUGAUGUGCUGCAUGAAAAAAAGGCGACCUUCAAAGAGACGCCGCCAAUCUACCUCAGGACAAUUCAACCCCGUGUUUCGGUCCAGCAGCACUCGCAGCAGCCCUCGGGUCGGGUCCACGCAGAUCAGCAAGCCCAUAUUUGUGGAGUCUUCAGCAUCUCAGGUCUGCAAACCUCUGAGCUCCGCUUCUGCUAAACCCCAAACCGGAGCGCUGAAGCCCAGCAGAGCAGCUCCAGAGCCACCAAAGAAAUCUGGAGCAGUACCUCAGCCGUCCAAGAUGCAGCAGGUUAUAAGGCCCUUUAUGCAGCAAACAAACAUUUCAAGCAAGCCAGUCUACACUGAGAGUAAGCCACUUCCUCCCUCAAGACCCCUGCCACCACUUGCAACUAAACCGAUCUCGAAGCCUAAGCCGCCCAUGCCCCCAGUGAAGCCGAAGCCCUCUGCAGCGCCGUCUCCUCUGCCUCAUACUAUCCUGCUUGCAGGCAGAGCUGCCCUGAUGCCCCCCGGCAGGCCAAGAUGACAGAGGGAGUAAUUCAGCCUGAUGUAAACGCCAAGAUCCUCUGACGGCAAACACUGCUGUCGUCCCACUGAGAAGAACCUAAAGAUCCUCUCAGGAGACACUUGUCUGUUUCUAAAGUGGAGAUGGGAUCCACUGAAGGGUCGGCAAUAAUAAGUGAUGGAGCUUUUCUGUCAGUUAUCAUCUCCCUGAAGAUUACCGCCGUCUGUGUCUUGCUUAUGUAAGCCUUCAGUAUGCUGAUGAAAACCUGAAGCCAUGAUU
Labrus mixtus (cuckoo wrasse) is the source of this 2989-nucleotide messenger RNA. It is a transcript of the gene adam8a, whose product is annotated as ADAM metallopeptidase domain 8a. The transcript is spliced from 25 exons. The coding region runs from base 77 to 2731 and encodes 884 amino acids. Gene Ontology annotation, biological process: positive regulation of cellular extravasation; regulation of cell-cell adhesion; inflammatory response. Gene Ontology annotation, molecular function: metalloendopeptidase activity; cell adhesion molecule binding. NCBI's taxonomy places the organism in Eukaryota, Metazoa, Chordata, Actinopteri, Labriformes, Labridae. The record is from RefSeq and is a predicted model, not a curated record.